AUGGCACCCACCUCGUCGGCCAGCUCGUCGUCUGACGCCGAGCCCGGCCAGCCCAUGGCUUCGUCUCUCGCUGGCCUCCCCGUCGGCGCCCAGUCGCCCCAGGGCGCGAGCAAGGGAGAGCCCAAGGGCCUCCAGGACACGCUCGACCUCGCUAAGCUCGAGCAGAAGCGCCUCGAGCACGAAAAGCAGCGCGAGCUGCAAAAGAAGGCCUUCGAGGAGCAGAUGAAGGAGCUUGAGCGCCAGCAGCAGCUCGAGGAGCAGGCCCUUCUCGGCAAGUCCGGCGGCCCGAUCCGCUCGCGCUCGGGCAACGACCUCGCCUCGUUCAACGGCGACGCGUCGACCGCGUCCAAGUACGCCGCCGCCAAGAGCAUGCCCGGCUCGCGCCGCCACUCGGGCGAGCUCAAGGACGGCGAGGCCAAGGACGGCGAUGCCGCCGCCGCCGGCGCCCGCAAGCAGCCCAACGGCGCCCAGCAGCAGCGCGACGCCGACGGCAAGCCCAUGCUCAACAGCUUCCUGUUCGACGACGAGCUUGACGCGGACCUCCAGAACUCGGCCUGGGGCGGCAAGUACCUGCAGAUGAACAACGACGACGAUAAGUUCCCGAUCCUGGUCCGCCGCGGCGACGGCCAGGGCCUCACGCCCGCUCGUGCCGGCGGCGAGUGGCCCGCCUUUGCCGGCGGCGCUCCGAACGUGUCGGCCUCGGCCUCGACGCCCACCACCCCGGCGGGCGUCUCGCCCGGUGCGCGCUCGAACGCGCUCCCGCCGCCGACCCAGAGCGAGCGCGCGUCGCCCAACGGCGCCGGCCUGUCCAAGGUCAACGGCGGCGCGAGCGGCGCCAUCGGCUCGGGCGCCGUCGACGCCCUCGGCGACCAGUUCUCCAACUUCUCGAUCGACACCAAGGUCUUUUCGCCCUCGUCGUCGGGCGUCGACGUGUCGGGCGUGUCGUCCCUCUCGACGCCGUUCCUCGGCGGCGGCGGCGGCGGCUACGUGCACGACCACGGCGCGUUCGUCUACGGCGGUCCGGCGGGCGGUGCCGGCAGUCGCGGCGAGGGCAUGGGCGCCAACCGGUUCGCCGGCCUGCGCCUCGAGGACCUCCAGGGCGACAUGCUCUCGCUCUGCAAGGACCAGUUCGGCUGCCGUUACCUCCAGAAGAAGCUCGAGGACGGCAACCCCGAGCACCGCGACAUGAUCUUCAACGAGGUGUUCCCGCACUUCGCCGAGCUCAUGACGGACCCGUUCGCCAACUACCUCGCCCAGCGCCUCCUCGAGUACGCGACCGACGAGCAACGCGACGCCCUCAUCGAGUCGAUUUCGGGCGAGCUCGUGUCGAUCUCGCUCAACAUGCACGGCACGCGCGCCGUCCAGAAGAUGAUCGACUUCCUGUCGACCCAGCGCCAGGUCCAGAGCCUCAUCCUCGCCCUCAACCUCAACGUCGUCACGCUCAUCAAGGACCUGAACGGCAACCACGUCAUCCAGAAGUGCCUCAACGCGCUCCCGCCCGAGGACAACCAGUUCAUCUACAACGCCGUCGCGACGCACUGCAUCGAGGUCGCGACGCACCGUCACGGGUGCUGCGUCCUGCAGCGCUGCAUCGACCACGCGUCCGAGAGCCAGCGCAUCCAGCUCGUGACCGAGAUCACGUACAACUCGCUCACGCUCGUCCAGGACGCGUUCGGCAACUACGUCGUCCAGUACGUGCUCGACCUCAACGACAACCGGUUCAUCGAGGCCAUCGUGCGCCAGUUCCUCGGCAACGUGUCGGCCCUGUCGGCGCAAAAGUUCUCGUCCAACGUCGUCGAGAAGUGCAUCCGCGUCGCCGACGCGACGGGCCGCCGCGCCAUCAUCGACGAGCUCCUCGUCAAGAACCGCCUCGAGCGCCUCUUGCGCGACUCGUUCGCCAACUACGUCGUCCAGACCGCGCUCGACUACGCCGAGCCCGCGCAGCGUGCCCAGCUCAUCGAGACGAUCCGCCCGAUCCUGCCCAUGAUCCGCAACACGCCGUACGGCAAGCGCAUCCAGUCCAAGAUCCAGCGCGAGACGAGCGACCACAUGCGCCACGGCGGCGGCGGCGGGUACCACCACCACCAGCACUUUGUCCCCGCCGGCGGCUUCUACGGCGUCGGCCCGCCCAUGCACCACGGCGCGCCCCCGCCGCACGCCCUCAACGCGCACUACAUGGGCGGCCCGCCGCCGCACAUGGCCGGCAUGCACGGCGUCGGCCCUCCUCCGCCGCACGCGUUCGGCGACUAUGCGCGCGCCGGCUCGCCCUACGGCCUCCCGCCGCACCACGCCGCGCACCUCGGCGCGUACGGCGCGCCGCCGCCGCCGCCGCAGGCCAUGGGCCCGCCGAUGGGCCACGGCGGCCCGCACGGCGCGCCGCACGGCAUGCAGCAGCCGCAGCAGAACGGCGCCGGCGCCGGCGGACCGGGCCCGCAGGGCCAGGCGGCGUUCGCGCCCUUCCCCGGCGUGUCGCCCGGCGGCGAGUACGCGCAGCAGCAGCAGGGCGUCCAGGCCCAGCAGGCGCAGCACUCGUACGGGUUCAUGUAAAAAACGUGUCGUCGUCGUUCCCUCCCUCCCUUCUUCCCUUCCUCCUUCCCUUCUUCCUCGCCCGCCCUCUCCCUCUUCUCUCUUCUCUCUACAAUCGCCUACAAAAAGAAUGUUUCCGUCGUCGUCGUCGUUUGCCACCCCGGGUCUCUCCAAGUCGCUCUCCCCCUUCCCCUCUCCCCCUUUUUUGCCCUCCUACCCCCCCUCUCUCUCUCGCCCCGCCCUUGUUUUGUUCUUCUUGAGCAUCUCUGCCUUCCCCGACUCGCUCGUCGUCCGUCUGUGCGGCGGCGGCGGUCAUCUCUCUCCCUUCCCGUCGAUCUUUUUCUAUGUUGCUGCAACCCUGAAGCUCGCAGUCCUCCCCUC
Molecule: messenger RNA, 2907 nt
Organism: Rhodotorula graminis WP1
Lineage: Eukaryota; Fungi; Basidiomycota; Microbotryomycetes; Sporidiobolales; Sporidiobolaceae
Exons: 6
Coding region: 1-2547 (848 amino acids)
Biological process (GO): post-transcriptional regulation of gene expression
Cellular component (GO): cytoplasm
Molecular function (GO): mRNA binding
Source: RefSeq, a predicted model, not a curated record